Coniosporium apollinis CBS 100218 is the source of this 213-nucleotide messenger RNA. RefSeq lists its product as uncharacterized. NCBI's taxonomy places the organism in Eukaryota, Fungi, Ascomycota, Dothideomycetes. The record is from RefSeq and is a predicted model, not a curated record. The coding region runs from base 1 to 213 and encodes 70 amino acids. The transcript is spliced from 2 exons.
AUGUCCUAUGGGAGCCGAGAGCAAACGAGGACCGACCACGACGUGGGCUUUUUCGACCCCUUCCUCGACGAGAAGGAGCUCGGAAAAGGGGAUCUCGUGGACAAGGGGAAUGAGAUCUACUUCAGAAGCGUCCACGCCUUCAUCGACGCCGCUGAAAACGCAGCGUACUCAAAACCAUCCACCACCAUCCGCCAGAACCUUGACAAGUGGUAG